UCCUCCUUUGCCUUGCCUUUGGGCUUUGACUGUCUGUAUAAAUCCCCACUCACUCCCUUGCGUUCGGCGCUCCGCCCCCACCCCUCCCUCGAAGUUCUCUUCACUUGUUUCUAUCAGAGAUCGAGUUCGGCUAGUAAUUCUCCGCAAGCCAGCCAUGUCACUCAGGCCUAAUGCUCGCGUUGAGGUCCGUCGCAACAGGUACAAAGUGGCCGUCGACGCCGAAGAGGGCCGCCGUCGGAGGGAGGAUAACAUGGUCGAGAUUCGUAAGAAUCGCCGGGAGGAGAACCUCCAGAAGAAGCGCCGCGAGGGAAGCCAGCAGUUCCCUGUCUCCGUCGAAGCCGCCACAGGCCUUGAGAAGAAGGUCCAGUUGGAGAAUCUGCCAUCAAUGGUCUCAAAUAUUUGGACUGAUGAUCGUAGUAGACAACAUGAGGCAACCACCCAAUUUCGUAAACUACUUUCUAUAGAACGAAGUCCACCAAUUCAGGAGGUAAUUCAAUCCGGUGUUGUUCCUCGCAUUGUAGAAUUUCUGAUUAGGGAGGACUUCCCCCAACUGCAGUUUGAGGCAGCCUGGGCUCUCACUAAUAUUGCAUCUGGGACAUCUGAGCACACUAAGGUUGUAAUUGAUUAUGGAGCUGUCCCGAUUUUUGUUAGGCUUCUCUCUUCUACGAGUGAUGAUGUUCGAGAGCAGGCAGUGUGGGCCUUGGGAAAUGUGGCGGGUGAUUCCCCCAAAUGCAGAGACCUUGUACUCAGUCAUGGUGCUCUGGCUCCUUUGCUAGCUCAGUUGAAUGAACAUGCCAAGCUGUCCAUGCUCCGAAAUGCUACCUGGACUUUGUCAAACUUUUGCAGAGGGAAGCCACAGCCUGCCUUUGAACAGGUAAGUCCUGCACUUCCAGUUCUUGGACAACUGCUUAAUUCAACUGAUGAAGAAGUGUUAACCGAUGCAUGUUGGGCACUCUCUUAUCUCUCUGAUGGCACUAAUGAUAAAAUUCAAGCUGUGAUUGACUCGGGAGUAUGCCCUCGCUUAGUGGAGCUGUUGCUCUAUCCAUCACCCUCAGUUCUUAUUCCCGCCCUUCGAACUGUUGGAAAUAUUGUCACUGGAGAUGAUAUGCAAACACAGUAUAUCAUCAACUACAGGGCACUACACUGUCUUCUGAACCUCCUAAGUGGAAACUAUAAGAAGAGCAUUAAGAAGGAAGCUUGCUGGACUAUUUCUAACAUAACAGCUGGAAACCGAGACCAAAUACAGUCUGUUAUUGAUGCUGGUGUUAUUGGCCCCCUCGUCCUGCUGCUUCAGAAUGCUGAAUUUGAGGUGAAGAAGGAGGCUGCAUGGGCUAUAUCAAAUGCAACCUCUGGCGGCACUCAUGAACAAAUCAAGUACCUUGUGAGUCAACACUGUAUCAAGCCUCUAUGUGACCUGCUUGUGUGCCCUGACCCAAGAAUUGUGACAGUGUGCCUGGAAGGGCUUGAAAACAUUUUGAAGGUUGGAGAAUCCGAGAAGAAUCUGGGUCGGACUGGGGACGUCAACCUCUAUGCUCAAAUGAUAGAUGAUGCUGAAGGGCUUGAGAAAAUUGAGAACCUGCAGAGUCAUGACAACAAUGACAUCUACGAAAAGGCAGUGAAGAUUCUGGAGACGUACUGGUUGGAGGAAGAAGAUGAGACUGCACCUCCGGGUGGAGGAGGAGAGCAACAGGGGGGAUUCCAAUUCGGAGGGGGGGAGGUGAACGUGCCAUCAGGUGGAUUCAACUUCUGAUCCGGAAGGGGGUGGGAGAGGCAAGGUUAGUUGCUUGCUCACAUAACCAUUUUCCAUGUCCAUUUCCUUUCAGGGAUAGAUGAUAUAAUAUGAUAUGAUAUGAAUCUUUAGAGGGGUGGGGGUUUUGAAUUGUGUCUCCCCAUAGAUAUCCUGCCUUUUUUUUUUUUUUUUUUUUUUUUUUUUUUUCUUAUAUAAAUUAUACUAUUAUAAUAUUGUUAGUAGGAAGAAAAUGGUUGUGGGACAUGAAUUGAUACUUGAGACUGAUUCUUGAUGUUUGUUCGUCUGUUAUGAGAGUUUUAAGGAGAUUUUGAUGAUUUAUUAUGCAACAGCAGGAUGUUCAUCCUUUUUAAGUUGCUCGUAUACGUAGAGGGGUGGGCAUUAGGUUGGGUAUUUGUACUUAGGGUAGUUUGGGUUAAAUAUUCAUUAAUUUUGGGUAGCAUAAA
Molecule: messenger RNA, 2193 nt
Organism: Andrographis paniculata
Lineage: Eukaryota; Viridiplantae; Streptophyta; Magnoliopsida; Lamiales; Acanthaceae
Product: importin subunit alpha-like
Exons: 9
Coding region: 155-1750 (531 amino acids)
Biological process (GO): NLS-bearing protein import into nucleus
Cellular component (GO): cytoplasm; nucleus
Molecular function (GO): nuclear import signal receptor activity; protein binding
Source: RefSeq, a predicted model, not a curated record